Molecule: messenger RNA, 2784 nt
Organism: Drosophila pseudoobscura
Lineage: Eukaryota; Metazoa; Arthropoda; Insecta; Diptera; Drosophilidae
Gene: Oatp33Eb
Product: Organic anion transporting polypeptide 33Eb
Exons: 5
Coding region: 166-2706 (846 amino acids)
Biological process (GO): transmembrane transport; sodium-independent organic anion transport
Cellular component (GO): plasma membrane
Molecular function (GO): protein binding
Source: RefSeq, a predicted model, not a curated record
CUCUCCUCAGUUUGCUCUCGUCCAGCUAUUCGAAUAGACGUUGGUCUGGUCAGUGCGUGGUGUGGUGAAGAUGCCAUCGAUUCAUGGCCAUUGAAGAAAGUUAAUAUCUAAAAAGCUAGUGAGCAAAAAACAAAAACGAAAUACAUAUCGAAAUCGAAUAGAAAUAUGGCGCAAAAUAUGCGCAACUCCGAUCUAUCGCAGAUAGCUGUAAAUGCCAACAACAUACCCGACGACAGCGUCGAUUGCGGUAUCAAGGGUCUGGGCUGGUGCCGUGGCCCAGGAUGCCAGAAGUAUGCCCGUCUGCGCACGUUUGUCCUGGUCCUGGCCUGCAUUGGGAUGCUCCAGGGCGCCAGCGAAUCCUACUUCCGUGUGUCGGCCAAACAGGCUGCAUCCCAGUACGGCUACAGUGCCCUGCUAGUCGAUUGGCUACUGGUGACUAGCGGCCUGUGCCAGGCUGUGUUUGCCUUGGUGUUCGCCUUCUGGGCGGAUGUCUUCCAUCCGAUCAAGUGGCUGGUGGGCACGUUGAUGCUUCAAUCAGUGACGUGUGUGAUCGCCAUCAUUCCCAACAUAAUGAACUUUGCUGAUGGGACCAAGGCAAAGGAUGCUCUCUUGGAUGCGAAUCUGUGUGCGACUUCCCUGGCGCAGUUCCAGAAACUGACGCUGACAGAGGCCCAGAGCAGCACCAUCACCCUGGUGUUGCUCUUCAUACUCCAGCUAGCUCUGGGCAUGGGCGGACUGGCGUACUACACCAUCGGCGUCAGCUACAUCGACGACAACUCCCUGUCCCAGGACAGUCCGGCGGUGAUUGCUGCCACGCUGGCGGCUCGCGUCUUUGGCCAGCAGGCGGGAUCGUUUCUGGUCUUGGGCGUGGGCCUGACCCAAGUCGGCUGGUGGCUGGGUUGGGCAAUCCUGGCGCCACUCAUAUUUGUGGGAGCCGUGAUGGUGGGGCUGUUCCCGAAGCGACUGCCCAAGACGGUGAUCCAUCAAGCCGCUCAGCGGAUAAUCGAGCAGUCGAACAUGCGCAGCUUCGGCAGCCAGUUCUCGACGUACCUGGACGACACGGACUUCUGGCCCUCGAUGAAGCGUCUCUUCAACAACCGCCUGCUGAUGGUCAAUCUCGUGAGCAUCAUGUUCGUCCAGAGUGCUAUCGUGAACUUCGGCCUGCAGGAGGAGAGCUAUCUGCAGAGUCGCUUCUUCCUGCCGUACAACGAGCAGGAUGGUCUCACGGAGGAGUGGCGCUCUGCCUUCGUCUCGUACUUCCUCAAGCCUCCGGUAAUGGCAGUGGGCAUGCUGAUCGGGGGACUGGUCAUCUCCAAGGCUCAGCUUUCGGCCCGCACCAUCGUUGGGAUCAACAUGGGCAUGGGCCUCCACCUGGUGGCCAUCUUCGUGGGAUUCGUCUUCCUCAAGUGCGAUGUCGGCGCAAUUGCGGGCGUGGUCGGGGGCAAGCUCAGUCAGCCCUAUUGCUCGAGCCAAUGCCUGUGCACGCCCACCGCCUUCAUGCCGGUGUGCCCGGAGAACAGUAGCAUUACGUACUUCUCUCCGUGCUACGCCGGCUGCACCAAGCAGACCUCCAUCAACAGUUUUGAGCUCUUCGAGGGCUGCAGCUGCAGUGGGGAUCAGACCCAGAACACCUCGGGCCUGAUGCGUGCCACGGCCGGAGCUUGUAGUGGCGACGUCUGCCAGCAGACCAUCAUCCUGUUCCAGAUUUUCAGCAUUUCGUCGGCCUUCCUGCUGGGCAUGAUGACGAUUGGCAAGACUUUGAUAACACUACGCGCCGUCCUGCCGCAGGACAAGACCUUGGCACUGGCUUUCGAGGUGAUGCUCGUCGGACUCUUCGCCUAUAUUCCCGUGCAUCUCAGCUACGAUUUGGUGACCCGCUCCACAUGCGUCUACUGGGCUCCCAACUAUGAGCGUUGUCUGCUCCGAGAGACCCCGAAGCAUGGAAAUAUCCUGGAUAUUCUCACCGCCAGCUUGAUCCUGACUGGCGUGCUCUUCGAUAUUCUGGUGUUCAUCUUCGCCAAGGGUCUGAACCUCUACAACUGCAAGGUGACGGACAACAACUACACGCCUUCGCUGUACGCCCCGAUUCCGCACGAGGACACAACCGCUUCGGCGUCUGCGCCGCGAGGUGGCAGCCCCCUGACCACGACAACCACAUCCAUGGCCUCCGCGUCACCCAUGCAGCGACGGGAUGCUCCCAAGGAGGAAGCUCAACAACCGGUAGGCGUUUUUCGGAAUCCCAGCUCCGUGACAACCUCUUCCGGUGGAGCCCAAAGCAUUGUUGAACCCAACGGCAGUGGAGUAACCUAUGCCCAGGUGAUCUUUCCUCCGGACAGACGCAAGGCCAACGAUGGCAACACCUCUCCCAAGCGCCUGGCCGUUCCUGCCAAUGUCCCAGUGCAUCAUCUCUCCGAGACUGAUGUGCGCGCACAGUUGGGCACCCUAAGGUCCUUCAAUGCCCCCAGCCAAGUGGCUGAUCUGGGUCAUGAUGUUGUGGACAAGCAGCCCCAGCCACAGGUUCAGCUUUUGGAGGAGCCACAGCAAACAAUUCCUCCUGUUCUUCCGGCAACGGAUCCACCGACAACUGUUCCAGCUCUUCCAGAAACAUCUCCACCGAUAACUCCACCUCCUGUCCAAAGAACGGAGGUUAUUGAUCACAAGCAGCUGGAUGAAGGAAGACCUCAAAGUCCCGAAACGGAUUUCUGACGCGGUCACACACAAAGUAUUCUAAAGUUUUUUAUUAUAUUUCUUAGUCUAGAUAAAACCCUAAUAUCAAGAAACGAA